Messenger RNA from Amoebophrya sp. A25, 1535 nucleotides. NCBI's taxonomy places the organism in Eukaryota, Dinophyceae, Syndiniales, Amoebophryaceae. The record is from the annotation of a GenBank genome assembly.
GCUUCUAUGGAGGACUGCUUCCUUACCAUCUGCCGCAAGAUUCGCAACCGUGAAUGGGAAGCGGCAGACAGUUUAGAAAAGGCAAUCUUUAUCAACCUGCGCUCGUCGAUUGGACAGAUUGCUGUCAACGAAGACGAGGGUACAACAACUAAGUGCACUAGUAGCAGCGUCGCCGAGCAGCAAUCGUAUCAAGAUCACGAGUCCUCGACCUCGACAGCGUCCACAGCAACUGCAGCAUCUACUGGCGCUGCUCGAGAGUAUGUUCAGAACAACGAAAAGAUCACAUCGCCGAUUGUCCGACAAGUGUUUCAGCUUCCGGGCGAGCGGCCCGAGAAGCGUAAAGGAUCGAGCUUUCCUGCGGAAGCACCUAUUCGGCUAGUGGUCGACCAAAUCGCAGAAAAGCCACACGCAUAUGUUACUCAGUUCAGAGUAUGGGAGAGUCUUUAUCCAAAUCUCUGCACUGGUGAGCUCUUCCAUGACCUGCUAGAGGACACGUUGUGGUCCAUCGGCUUGAAGCCCGAGCAGGGACGCUCGCUUCGCAGUGGUCUGGGGCCAUGGCAUGCGACUCAAGGUCGAAUUGCUAGUCGUCGGCUUAAAACAGAGACGAAGGAUUUCCCGUUUUUGCACCGCAUAGGAGAUCGUCGGAAACGAUUGCUCAAGGGGCUAGCCGUAGUCUAAAAUAUUCGCCGAAAACUGGAAAGAGUUUGAAUUUGUUUUAAAAAUCAAGAUUGCGAUUGUAAAGAGAAUGGAGAAAAUAUGAAGAACCAUCUCUUUUUUAGCUGGUUUUGUAGUUCUUACGAGUACGGAAUACAACAUUACAAAAGUAUCACUCAGUGCUUCUUCUAGAAGUAGCAGUUGUAAGCGGGUUGCUUGCAUCAUAAAACAAGGAUUGAUAUAGAUAUUAUGAUCCCAUUCCGUUUCCGAUAGCGAUUCCGUUUCUUAUUUUAUAAAAUGUUGGUGAGCUUGCGCUUGGAAAUAGCAUGAGUAAGGCUGGCGGAUCCAGAUUCACGAAAACAUUUGUAGUUGCGACUCAUUUGUCAUCUGCCAGCCUGCGAUGCACGGAUCGAUGUUUCCAAAUGGCUCUUAAUGUUAAUUGUAGGCAGCCUCGACGGGGUGGGAAUAUUUAAUCAAAUAAUGCAAAUGAGUAGCGAAAGCUGAAGAAGGUGCAGCUGUUUGGUGUUGGUCGAAUUUGUAAAUGAAAAUGUUGGAUCAUGGCGGAGUGCCAAUUUAUACCAGAUGAAGUUUCAUGCUCAGGCUUUACUAACUGGUGCACAGCUGAAUGAAGCGUGAACUAUACUAAGUCUAAGGUUGGAUGACUUAGAACUAGAUCAAGAUCUCGAUCGUGAUCAAGUCCUCCUAUCGACUUAUUAUUUUGUGUUCGACGUUGAAUGAGAGCAAGUAGAAGUAUGAAUACUUCGAAAAUUUUAUCUUGUUCCUUCGCUCAUUCAUUCACAUUCAUUGCAUAUUUUUUGAAAUCUUCUUUGAUGCCCUUCGUUCAUUCUAUCCCGAAUUAUAUUUCCAAAGGAGGCAUGAGC